AUGGCUACAACGAUCGUCAAGCCGCCCAAUUCUACCUACACAUUUUCCAGUCAACCAAAAGCAGUGCAACAACGAAAAAAAUAUCGAGAACCAACAAUAGGUCUUCAAGAUGAGAUGGGAAAUUUUGGAAAUAUUAUGUAUGAUCGUCGUAUUAUUCGUGGAAACACAUAUGCAUUGCACACGCUACCAGCACAUGCUCAACCCGAUCCAAUUGAGUUACAACGUCAACAAGAAGCAAAACGUCGAGCUUUAGCUCGAAGAAAAGCCCGUGAACAACUUCGAACGCGAACACCUGAACCUGUACAUGGACGAAAACAUAUUGAUGUUCAGACAGAAUUAUAUUUAGAAGAGUUAAGUGAUCGUAUUGAAGAAGCGGAUGUUGAAAUUCAAACCGAUGCAUUUCUCGAUCGUCCACCAUCGCCACUAUUUAUUCCACAAAAAACAGGCAAAGAUAUAACAACACAAAUUGAAGCUGGAGAUUUAUUUGAUUUUGAUUUGGAAGUAAAACCAAUCGUCGAAACUCUAACUGGUAAAACAUUAGAACAAGCUCUCAUCGAAGUAGCUGAAGAAGAAGAAUUAGCCGAAAUUCGUGAACAACAACGUGAAUAUGAAGAAAUGCGUAAUGCUGAAAUGAUUGAAUUGCAACGCCUUGAAGAACAAGAACGACGACUAAGGGCUGAGAAAGAACGUCGUAUGAAACAAGCAAAAGAUGCAUUACAACUGGAACAAGAAAUACAACAGAAAAUCGCAGCAAGAGCAUUUGCAAAGUCUUAUUUACAAGAUCUUGUGCCUAGUGUAUUUAAUAACUUAAGAGAAAAUGGAUACUUUUAUGAUCCAGUCGAACAUGAAAUUGAAAUUUCAUUUAUGCCAUGGUUGAUGGAUCGUACGAUGAAACAAGUAAAUCAACUUGUUAUGGGACGUACGUUAUUAGACUCAAUUAUUCGAGAUGUAGUGUCAAGACGAACUGAUGAUUAUGAAAAAUUAGAAGAUAUUUUAAGACAAACAAUACUGAGUGGUGUAGAUAUGGGAACAUCGACUGGAGAUCAACAACAACCAAUAAUCGAAGAUGAACAACAACAAAAUGAAUCAGAUAUUAAUGCGAAUGCAGCUAUAAACGAAGAAGCUGAAGAACGAGAAGAUGAACAAAUUCCAGAAGAAGAAGCAGAACACUAA
Messenger RNA from Didymodactylos carnosus, 1173 nucleotides. NCBI's taxonomy places the organism in Eukaryota, Metazoa, Rotifera, Eurotatoria, Philodinida, Philodinidae. The record is from the annotation of a GenBank genome assembly.